AUGCUCGGUUGCAGAGCAGACUUUGGGCUUGAUUCGAGCAGCUCUUCUGAGGAUUCGCAAUGUAACAAUCGCCAGCAAUGCACAAGAAGAGGCAGAGCUGGUACAUAUUCAACAAGAAUAGCAAGCAAUAUGAGACAAGGUUGUGCGGAUGUUCAGCCGAAUUCAUCAUGCACAGAGGUAUGCAUGCUACACUGUAAAGCAAUCAAGCACAGCUCUGUAGCAAGCCUACAAAAGUAUAGCUUUUGUAAUGCCUCAAGCACGGAUACAACAACCAAAGGCAGCACGGCCACAAAGCAAUACAGCAACGAAAGCACCUACAAUCGGAAUGAUAGUGCAGAGGCGGAUGAAAACCUGAUAUCCUUGCAGUAUUUGAUCAUUCAAGCCGAGAUAGAAAUGCAAAACAUCAUUGGCGAACGAAUCAGCCAGUACAUGGAGAUUAGCAAAGGCCUAAAUGAAAAGAAAAUGGAAAUCAGGAGGAGAAAGAGAGAAGUGCUGGGCGAAAUAAACAUUGCUGAGCACAUGCAAAAACCCGUGUUUGAGGAAAAGGAAUAUAAGCAUGCAUCUACGGAAACACUAGGCUCGACUGACGACAAAAUUGAAUGUUUUGCUGAUUUUGAAACAUCCAUGUUCGCAUACAAGGCAAGAAACGGAACCAAAAUGUACAUCUGCCCGUAUGAAGGAUGCACAAUGGAGCUGCCUACUGUAAGUAGAAUCAAGCGGCAUUAUAUUGUUCAUACUAGAUUACGACCUUUUAAGUGCCUGAACAGAGACUGUAACAAACGAUUUUCAAGAAAGGACAAUAUGCUUCAGCACUAUAAGGUUCACUGUAGCUACACAUAA
This is a messenger RNA of Ordospora pajunii, 840 nucleotides long. RefSeq lists its product as uncharacterized. NCBI's taxonomy places the organism in Eukaryota, Fungi, Microsporidia, Ordosporidae. The transcript has a single exon. Gene Ontology annotation, molecular function: DNA-binding transcription factor activity, RNA polymerase II-specific; RNA polymerase II cis-regulatory region sequence-specific DNA binding. The coding region runs from base 1 to 840 and encodes 279 amino acids. Gene Ontology annotation, biological process: regulation of transcription by RNA polymerase II. The record is from RefSeq and is a predicted model, not a curated record.